This is a messenger RNA of Bactrocera oleae (olive fruit fly), 3068 nucleotides long. Its product is annotated as aminopeptidase N. Gene Ontology annotation, cellular component: cytoplasm. Gene Ontology annotation, biological process: proteolysis; peptide catabolic process. Gene Ontology annotation, molecular function: peptide binding; metalloaminopeptidase activity; zinc ion binding. Lineage: Eukaryota; Metazoa; Arthropoda; Insecta; Diptera; Tephritidae. The record is from RefSeq and is a predicted model, not a curated record.
UUUUUUGAACUACGGCGGUUUGGUUCACGAAAUGAUUCGCGGUAAAUUGAAAGUAAAUGUCGUCCUUUUGGCUACGUUGGCAAUUAUAGUUUCGGGAUUGACAAUAACCGAAGCGACUUUAGGAUUACUGCCGCCGGAGACCCCAGAGCAGUCUAGCUCGCGUAUCGCGGAAAAGGAAGCAGGAAUUGGUUAUGAAGGGCGCGCCGAUAUUAACUAUCGUUUACCGAACAAUACCGAACCAAUACAUUAUGAUAUCGAUCUCACGACGAAUGUGCAUAACGGUACAAGAAAUUUCACAGGCAAAGUACAAAUUUUACUGACCGUAACCGAAGACACAAGGACCAUUGUUGUGCAUGCGCGUCAGCUACAAGAUUUCGAAGCCAGCAUAAGAAACGGAAGUGGCAUUGAAUAUGAAUUGCUGUCUACCUACGAAGUAGAGAGGGAAUUUCUCCAAUUAACGCCACGACUUGCCAGCCUCAAUUUGAACAGAGGCACCAACUGGACUUUGACCAUUACAUAUAAAGGUCUACUGCGUACCGAUACCGGAGGUUUCCAUAGACUCUCUUACACCGAUGCUGACAAUAAAAUACAUUAUAUGGCCACUACACAAUUUGAAUCGACAAAUGCUCGACAUGCUUUUCCAUGUUAUGACGAACCAGCCAAACGUGCAACCAUUACAGUUACCAUCAGGCAUGAUCCCUCCUAUAAUGCUAUAUCCAAUAUGCCGAAAAACGAAACAGCAAGCUCUGCCGGUGUGACCGUAUUCGACAAAUCGAAUGUGACCAUACCCACAUAUUUGGUGGCUUUUCACGUCUCAGAUUAUGCAUAUACCGAGGCGUCAUUAUUCGCUUUGCCGCAUCGGCUUUACUCUAAGCCAUCGACCCUAGCAAAUCAUCAAUUCGGUCUAGUAUCGGGCAUGUUGGUCCUACAAAGUUUGGCUGAUUACUACAAUGUUUCGUUCGUAAUGCCACAAUUAGUGCAGGUUGGAAUACCUGGCAAGGGUGGUGCUAUGGAGAAUUGGGGCUUGGUAACAUAUGGUGAACAGUAUUUGCUAUACAACAAAAGCUCUUCAACCACAAAUACUCAGAUGGGCAUUGCCAAUAUUAUAGCGCAUGAGCUUACACAUCAAUGGUUCGGUAAUCAUGUAGCGGUCAGAUGGUGGACAUAUUUGUGGCUAAAAGAAGGCUUUGCCACACUUUUCUCAUACGAAGUGGUAGAUGAGGUUUACCCUGAAUGGGAUGUUUAUCAAAUGAUGCACACAGACGAUUACCAAUCAGCACUAUCGAAUGAUGGCAGAGGCACCGUAGUGCCAAUGACGCAUUAUGCACAAACGCCGACUGAGAUCUCUGCACGUUAUGGCACAUCAUCAUAUGCGAAGCCGGGAAGUGUGCUGUUCAUGUGGCAACACGCUUUGGGUGAUAAGGUUUUCCGCAGCGGUUUAAACAAAUAUCUGACCAACAACGCCAUUCGCUCCGCCGAGGAAUGGGAUUUAUUUGAUGGUCUGCAGAGUGCUGUUAAUGAGCACAGGGUGUCCAUUCCUGCAAGUAUACGGGUUAUGUUUCCGACGUGGUCACAACAAUCCAGUUAUCCGCUACUCACAGUGACACGCGAUUAUAAUGCAAAUAAGUUCACCGUCACACAAACCCACUACAAUGACAAUAAGACCCUUGUUUCGGACAAAACCUUCUAUGUGCCCUUCAACUAUGUGUCACGGUCGAAAGCAGAUUUCCGUGAUACCACCGCCUCCAAUUAUUUGCUCAAUGUGAAGGAAAUCAAUAUUACAGACAGCUCUGUGGGCGCUGACGAUUGGUUGAUAUUAAACAAACAAUCCACCGGUUAUUAUCGUAUUAACUAUGAUACACGCAAUUGGCAACUUAUUGCCGAUGGUUUGGUGAAACGUCCAAAAAUUGUGCAUACCCGUAAUCGCGCACAACUCUUAUAUGACGCGAACAAGUUCGUUACCAACGACCGUUUGGAACACGCCAUUCUUUUGCGAUUGCUGGCAUAUUUGCCCGGUGAGGAUCAAUAUGCACCUUGGACCGCUGCCAAUGCCAUCAUAACCAAUUACUAUGCAUAUCUCAAUGGACAUGCAGAUUAUGAACAAUUUAAAUUGUACAUCCAAUCGCUGGUUAACAAUAUCUACGAACUGUUGCAGGUUAAUGACGUGCCCGGCGAACAGUUAUUACGUAAAUUCACACGUAAUACCGCUGUUAAUCUUGCCUGUACGUUUGGUCUUGAGAAUUGUCUCGUCGAUAGCAAUAACAAAUUGAAGGCGGUAAUCAAUGACGGUACUGCCAUCGAACCAAAUACCAGAUCGCAGGCUUACUGCAAUGGUCUUCGUCGUGCCAGCGAUGCCGAUUAUGAUUAUUUCUACAAUGAUUUACUUAGAUCAAACGACGCGACUUACCGCAAUCUCCUAAUUAGAGGCCUGGGUUGUUCUGAGAGCACAACUCAAUUGGAGAAAUUCGUAAAGAGUUCUAUUGAUAGGUCUAACUCAUUGACUAGUUCGCAACGUACAACACUUUUGAGUGCGACUUACUCGCGCGGUCCUACCGGUUUAUUAAUUAGCAUUGAUUUUCUCAACAAUAACUGGGAAGCUUACGCCAGUCUUUCGACCAGCACAGGCUCUACUAACCCAUUGAGUCGGGAUAUCGUGAGCAUAUCUAAUUAUGUUAAUAAUAGAGAUCAAGAAGCGAAGCUAUUGGCACUUGUCAAUAAGGUUAAGAGCAGCAACAUAGUGCAAGCAAAUCUCGAGGAAACUGUAACACGAAACAUGAAGGUGAACUUUGAUUGGUUGGAUAAAAAUGGCGCAGAGGUUAUAUCCUUCGUGAAAACUUAUCGCAGCAGCAGUGCAACAUUAAACGCAUCCCUUUUGUCGGUGGUGAUGGCGCUCGUUGUGUCGAUGGCGCGAUUUUGGUAAAUAACUGGAAAUAAUUAAACUGAUACGAACGUACUGAGGCAAUAUGCUAUAGACAUAAGUAGAAUACUGUGAAAUAAUCUGUACAUGGAAAGUUAAAAGAAAAAAGAAAAAAUUAAACUGUUUCAAAAAUUAACCGAUUUAAUGAUAA